Bicyclus anynana (squinting bush brown) is the source of this 1324-nucleotide messenger RNA. RefSeq names its product meiotic recombination protein SPO11 (gene mei-W68). The record is from RefSeq and is a predicted model, not a curated record. Bases 1 to 1311 code for a protein of 436 amino acids. Gene Ontology annotation, biological process: reciprocal meiotic recombination; meiotic DNA double-strand break processing; meiotic DNA double-strand break formation. NCBI's taxonomy places the organism in Eukaryota, Metazoa, Arthropoda, Insecta, Lepidoptera, Nymphalidae. The transcript has 8 exons. Gene Ontology annotation, molecular function: DNA topoisomerase type II (double strand cut, ATP-hydrolyzing) activity; ATP binding; DNA binding. Gene Ontology annotation, cellular component: nuclear chromosome.
AUGGAGUUAAUGAACAAAGAUGCAUUGAUGCUUAGAAUAGACUUAACGUCGCCUAUGAUGUCGUCUUUCAAACAAGACCCUAAGCUAGUCGCAGCGAUAAAUAGGCUAUAUAGUAGAGAAGAGGUAGUAGGAUCAGCAUUAAUAUUGCCUGAACGUAAAUUGAAUUUUACCGAGGUUCAAGAUCUUGUUAAACAAGCUUGUGAUGUCAAAGGGAAACCAGAUGAUAUAUUGACGAAUCAAGCAAAACUGCCUCGAAUUGGAGUAAUUAAGAAAAUUGAAGAGAUCUUGGCAAAUAUCAACAAUAGCGCUGCAGAAGAUGGUCCACCAAAAUUAAUUUUGAGGAACCAAAGGCUCUGGAGCAAUUGUAUUUAUGAUUUGGACCGCGUAACACUAAAAGCUUUCCACAACGCCAAAACUACAACAUUGUGUUACUCAAGCGCUGAGGAUAAAUCCCGUUUUAAUACAAUUAUAUUUAUCUUAACAAAAAUUCAUGAAUUACUUUCGAAGAACUUAACCGUUACUAGAAGAGAACUAUUCUAUCAAAAUGUGACUAGAUUUGGUAAUCAAUCCAAACUAGAUGUCGGUGUAAGGGAUGUAUGCUGUUUACUGGAUUCACCACCUUGGGAUUUAGGUAUUGUUGCUACUGCGAAAGGUCUUAUCGCUGGCCCUCUGAAUAUCUACCAAAGUGAUGGAACUAUUGUAGACUGUAUGACAUCUGGAGGUACAUUAAUACCACAAGACAUCAACGGUAUUAAAGAAUUUAAAUCAACAGCUAAAUACAUAUUAUUGGUGGAGAAAGACGCUAUCUUUCAAAAAUUACUCGAUGAAGGUGCAUUGAUUCGACUAGGACCAGUAAUUAUUUUAACGGGCAAGGGGUAUCCCGACGUAUGCACCCGUCAAAUGCUUUGCCGUUUAGUCAAGGAACUAAGAUUGAAGGCUCUUGCGUUAGUGGAUGCAGAUCCUCAUGGAUAUGAGAUUUUCUUAACAUACAAGUAUGGCUCUUUAGCUCAAUCCCAUUUGUCGGAGUCACUGGCGUGCAGCAGUUUGUUGAUGCUCGGCGCUCGGCAUCACGACAUCUUGACUCUUGCUCCCAAGGAGGCCCAACUAUCUCUCACGCUGCUAGACAAACGAAAACUUUCAUCUCUGAUUAAACGACCUUAUUUGAAUUCACCUGUAGGAGUCCGUAUAAAAAGUGAUCUAGAAGCUAUGCAGACCAAUGGUGUUAAGGCUGAGAUUGAAGCCGUAGCUGCUACAGCGCUCUGUGACUCUUACAUACCUGCAAAACUCAUACAGGGUGACCAUUUAGGAUAACUUUUAAAAAUCC